This is a messenger RNA of Rhagoletis pomonella (apple maggot), 7211 nucleotides long. RefSeq lists its product as uncharacterized. Bases 345 to 6992 code for a protein of 2215 amino acids. The transcript is spliced from 17 exons. The record is from RefSeq and is a predicted model, not a curated record. NCBI's taxonomy places the organism in Eukaryota, Metazoa, Arthropoda, Insecta, Diptera, Tephritidae.
UGAAGUUUUGUCUUAAUCUUCGUGCAGUUAGAAAAGGAAUUUUGCUGAAAACUUUGGAAAAUUUGGUGCAAGCAACUGUAAAAAAGUGCAAAUUGUAAAAUGUAAAUUCAAUGCAAAAAAAAGCUGUAAAAAGUAAGCAUUAUCUGCAAAGUAGAGCAGUACCAUCACUACCAACAGCGUUGCGGAUAAAAAGGUGUCAGAAAAAAGGCCUGAAAAAGGGCGGAAAGGUGCACCCAAAAAUUUAACGAGGAAGGGAAGCACAAUCAGCAGUGAAAAAAAUCUCCCAUUAUCGUAUGCAGCGCUAGCAUAGUCCAGCCCACCGCCCCGUAGCAAUUGUAGUCGGGAUGUCUGCGUUACUACAGGAAUUAGAAAUCUUUCAGCUGCGCCCGCUGAUCACUAAUUUUAGUUGCAAAUUAUCCACAGUGAGCGAGUACGAUGUUCGCAAACAAUUACUGUGUCUCGUCUCUGAAGAAAAUGAUAUUGUGCUGCGCUACACAAGUGAAGGCGGACAGGAAGUGCUUAAAUUGAUUUCCUGGUUUCGACGCACCAAUCGGGUAGUGCAUGACGUUUGCUUUGAUCCCUCCGGCACUUGGCUGUUGGUAUUGUGCUUCGACAACACAUUGCACAUUGUGCCUGCACUCGCUGUGGUUGACAAAACAUUCAUGGAGCCAACGAAUUCAGCGCAUCCGCCGCAGCAGCCAUACAGCACAACACAAAUUACCUCAUACAUUAUCCCAUUUGUUGGACCACACGAGUGUCCCAAUUCAAAAAAGUGCCCUAACCAGGCCACAUUCAAUGAGACAACAGUAAAACCGCAAUCUCCAUCACCACCCGUAAUGCCUACGGAUAGCGACGAGCAGGGAAAAAGCCUUGCAGUGGCUGUGCAGCCAGCAGAGGGCGAAAAACUUUCAGAUUCACGGGAAAGUAUCGUACAGGCGUCACAAUUACUCGUUGAAGUUGAGGUGAAUAUCGCACCUAAACUGCCAGUCGAUGCGAAUCUCGAAGCUUAUAGCCAUGAUGUGCCCGCUAGCAUGCUUGCGCCCAGCGCACCACCUAAUGUCAGUGAAGAUAAGACGGGUAAUGCACAAGUCAUGGCUACUUCCUUUAUGGCAUCGGUAACUUGUCCAUAUCCACUGGCGGUUGUAUGGUGGCAAACUAUUGAUGGCGUAAAUCGCGCUGUUAUUGGCUAUUCGGACGGUUCCAUAUGUUUUGUGGGUUUGAGUCCCAAUUGUCCUUUUGUCGCGAGUACCGCAAUCGAAACGGGGUCCAUAGUAAAGCUGCUUAUUUGCAAAGACAGCACUUUCGAGAGUGUUAUGUUACUGAUUACUUCCUCUCUGAAGCAGCAAUUUAAGUUGCUACUGGAACAAAAGGCCAUUAAAUACAUCUAUCCCGGCGAGCUGUCACCCAGCACCGUGCACGGCCGGGACAGUGAUUGGCAAAUCGUUAUGCCACUAAAAACGCAAAGUAACUGCUCUGAUCCGGCAUCGGACAACAGCCAGUUGGAUGAAGAUGUAUUUCUAAAAAACGAUGAGGUUCCGAGCACAUCAAAUGGUGUCCAACUGCGACGUUCGGGCUUGAUUUCUGGUGCUCAUAUGCAAAUGCCGAAGACAGCAGUGCCACCACCGCCUCCACCUUACACAGUGGCUAUAAAUCGGCACUUAGACACGGCAACCACAACAAGCAUAUCUGCAUUAGGUGGAAACAAUGCGGGUAUGACGAAUAGCAGCACCAGCAUUUCCUCUACUACAGCCAUUGGCAAUGGGAACUCUGCGACGGGUGUACGUUUCACACAACAACAGCUGCCUGAAUUGGACGAUGUGAAUGCACGUGCUGGCAUUUUGCCAGCGGCACGUGCACGUCUAGCCUCUUUGAAGAGCCUAGGCACAAAAAAGCUUAAUGCCAUCAAAAUGCGUCUUUCCGAUAAUCGGCAAAAACUUGAAGACUACAUGCCUGAAAAUACUCUUGGCAAUUUCGCUAUUAUGGAUUCACCAUCACUCACACCCGAAGUGCUUAACAACUCCAGUGGCUCCUUUUACACCAUACAGAAUCUGCGAAGCACCUAUCUGCUAAGCGCGCUGCACAGUCACACAAACAGUCUGACUGUUCAUAGCAUUGAUAUUAGUUUGAAGCCACUGUUUUUAUAUAAAAUCCCGAAGAAUUGUUUUGAUAUACUAAUAAGCUCAAAUUUGCUCUACACUAUUCAAUAUGUUGAUAUAAAUGCCCAUAAUCCAAAGGAAACCAUAUCUCAGAACAUCGAAAAGAAUACAGAAAAGGAGAAUCGCGACACAGAUGUUGAAAAAGAAGAUAACUAUGCCGAGAAAGUGGCCAAUGUGAGCGACGUGAGUGAAGAUUUUGACUCGCUGCUUGCUGGCAUGAACAUAGCACCCUCAUAUAGUGCAGAUACUAGUGCGACCACAAGUGGGCCAUCCAGCAGCGACAGUUUGUCGCCAAGCAAUGCAGUGAAUGCGGUAGGAGUGAUCAGCAGUGCAAUGGCUUCGUUGCGUACUGGCGAUGAGGAUCGUUUCAACACCUCCUCCCAGUUGACUGUUUUUCGCUUUGAAAAUGAAACUGUGCUUAAUCUCUAUCAAAUGGCGACCUAUCAUACUAGCGAUCUAAGUGAAGUCAUAUCAAAGGAGGAUAAAGCUAAAGCAUUCGAUUUCAAGGACAUCCGCUCUCCCAUGGAUUACGUGCAGUUCUAUGAGAACGCAGAUGUCAAAGAGGAGUACUCAUUGCGUCAAAUGGAAAUUAUGAAGCAUGAAUUUCCAAAAAUCAACUAUGAUCCCUGCUAUGUGGUCACCAACAAAAAUGUUUACUACAUACAAUUAAAAAAAGAGCCGUUUGCCGUCUUCCUGGACUCUGCUUUAGCCGGUGAAUGGACACAAUGUCGUGAAUUCUGCAACACCUUUGAUCUCGCCUACGAAGCGUGCAUAGAAUUUGCGGGUGAUUAUCUACUGCGUCGCAAGAAGGUCACACAAGCGCUCGUCACCUAUAAUUCAGCACGAAUUAAACCCAUCCGUACAGCUCUCAAGCUAGCCAUGUUCGGACAAACAUGUGCACUAAUGCAUCUCUGUGCUAUGGCGCUGAAAACGACAUAUCUGCUCAAGUCGAAAUAUUUUUGCAGUCCCAUAAUAAAAACGGUGCUUAAAGAUAUUACAUAUCGCCAUUCGGAGGAUGUGCGCUCCGUACUGCCAUUCUCGAAAAGCACAAAUCUCUUAAAUGUGGUGAAUGAGGGGCAAUCAGCGGGUGAUUACACAUAUGGAGUGGAUGAUUCGCUUAGUAAUUUACAAAUGUCACCAUCAUCACAAUUUCAUUUGGCCAAUUUAUUGUUAAUAACACUGGCGGAACGCGCCGUGAAUGAUAAAAAUUACUUACCACUAUGGAAUUUCUUGGUAACCAACACAAAAUACCACACGAAUAUGACGAGCAUUGUACUUUGUCAAAGCGGGCUCUUCUCUUCUGCGCUUAUUUUGGCGAAGACGCGAGGCGUUUGUAUAGACACAUUUCUGGCGUUGACCAGCGUUGUUGGACAGGAGUUCGGUAAAUAUCGUAAAGACUGUUUACAAGAAAGGAAUAAUAACUGUUUUACGUUAGGCUGGUAUACAGAGAUGAAUGUGUGCUUAUAUAAUUUGAGUGAACUAAUGUUCGCUGAAACAAUCACCUAUUUGCCGCAGGUGGCCGUGGACUAUUUUGGUUUUAUUCAAGAGAAACUUCCGAAUAUACGACAUUGUGUACUUAAGCGCUUAGAACAACAACUCAACCCUUUUUCUGCCGUACUUCGUCCAGUGGUUUCGCACACUUCCUCCGGUCACUUAGAGCUCAAUAUAAAUGACAAUAAAACAUUUUUAUUUGAUUUUUGUAAAAAUCUAAUUGAGACAUAUUUAGCAGUUCUCAUAUACAUGGAAUCUCAACGUUCAAAGAGCGAGCACAUAAUCAACGCUUUAUCUACAUUUCGUAUAACAUACGAGGACAAUCAGUUUGCAAUCGAAACGUCUCGUUUCAAACCUAUCUCAGCUGGUUGUGCACAUUGCGCUUGCGUUGUGGAUGGUGUUGCUUACUUUUGGGGUUCGAAUGGAGUGCCUUGCAAUUAUAGCGUUAACAAGUCUUCCGAUCCUCCAGAGCCACCACAUGCAGUUAAAAGUUUAGAUUUGCUGUCACAAUUGAAUUUGGAAGUUCAUACAGUGAAAUGUGGACGGCAGCAUACUUUAGUAUUAACGAACAAUGGGUUGUAUGCCUUUGGCAACAAUAAUCUUCUACAAUUGGGCACUGGACGCGAUAUGCAAGUGUCAUUACAACCAAUGCUUGUGCGCGCUUUCGAUGGUAAAAAUAUAACAAUCAUAGAAGCGGGACAAUAUCACAAUGCUGCUGUUGCUGACGGAGUGUUAUAUACCUGGGGUUGGGGCAUAUAUGGGCAACUAGGUCAUGGGAACUGCGAGAGUGUGCCUGAACCGAAAGUAGUUUCAUUCUUCAAAUCAAAGAAAAUACUCCAAGUAUCCCUGGGCCACGCGCACAGCUUGGUUCUCUGUCAGGCAACAAACAACCCAAAUGCCACCGAUUUAUUUGUGUUUGGCUCUAACCAUUUUGGCCAAUUGGGUGUUGGUACAGGUUUGUCAAAUUUCGAAGAAGGCAGCAACAUUUCCGCCGACGAUGGAAUGCAUUGCACUAGUCAAGUGAAGAGCUUGGUGCCGCUGAAGCUAUUCGUGUGCGCCGAAAGAAUAAGACUGAUACAUACCAAAUUUUUUUCUAACUUAGCUGUCGAUGAAAACGGGCACAUGUACACGUGGGGCUCAUCGCCACAGGCGCUACGUUUGGCGAAUCAGAUAAAACGACGUGCGAAUGCUAAACAAAAAAUGGAAGAGCAUCAACGGCGUGAAAUGAGCAAACGUUUCGAAGCUACAUUAGCCAGUGACACCACAAGCACGCCUUGCGUUUCAUCAACGUCCAAAAGCGCUUAUGAGGAAGCACCCAAGUCGAUGGCCAAUGAAAUUGUUUCUAGCAUACUUACAGAUGUUAUUGACAAAACCGCAGCACCGACCGUUCUUGAAGCCACGACCGAAAUCGCUCCAGUAACAAGUAUGGUUGCUCCGAAUACAAGCAAAGACCUAGAGCUCGAUGAAGUUUUGGCAUCAAGUGUUAUUGCUGUGCAAGAAGAUGACGAACUGAAAGAGGAGGGCAUGAAAGAAAUCAUAGUUAAAGAAAUUGCUGCAGCCGGCACUGAGAUCACCAUACAGUUAGUAAACGAUGUUGUUGAGGAAUUGGUCGAAAAAGUUAAGCCGAUGGUUGCACAGCCGCUAAAGCCUUUGAAGCCUAUUUCGCAGGAAGUUGACGGAGCUUCAGCAAACGCGGCAGACACCCAACAGCAGAAGGCAGGGGCUGCGACGGUGAAUGCAUCAGCUGCUGACGUCGAUCCUUGCGAACAUAUGACACCACAUUUGGUGGACACAACCGAAGUGGCAGGGCAAAUAUUACAGAUCUCAAGCGGACUCUUCCACUUCGCCUUGAUCUCAUCCACUUGCACUUUGUACACUUGGGGCAAGAAUUUAGAACACCAGCUGGGCACAGGCGAUAAGGAGCGCCGUGCAGUCAGCAAACCCUCGCCAGUGGACUGCGUCGAUCGUCCGAUGUACGUUGAUUGCGGCGCUGAUUUUACGCUCGUCAUGACCACUGAAUACAUGGUUAAGGCGUUCGGUGGCAAUUCAAACGGACAGUGCGGUCGCGAUCUGGGUCCCUCCAUCGAUAAAAUGAAACAGCGUGUUGUUUGUUUGCCCACCACCAAGCGGCUAAUGCGUUUCGAAAGUCAAUGUGUAGACAUGCCUGUCGAAAUAAAUUUGCCACGCCCACGCAUACGUUUGGAAUCAGAUCCUGUACGCUAUUUGAAAAGUAUACCUAAAUAUCAACCCCAGUUCAUGCAAGAGGCUGGCAUAAGUUUCGAUGAUGCGGCUAACUUUGAGCGUCCAUCGCCUUCGAAUCAGUAUAAGUCCACUACUCAGGCUGAUAGUAGUGAGAAUGUAGUUACCGGUCAAGACUCCGAUGAAAUGAUCUCAAGCCUAGAGAAUUUAAGUAACAAUGAACCGAACGAUGGGUGUUCAUUGAACUUUUCGUUGCUGCCUUCGUCAGGUGCGGCUGGUGUGGUGCCUGCGUCAGCAGUAACGGCAGAAGAUGGCCAGCAUAGUAUCGCUGUGGAUGAUAUAACCCCAGAUGAACAGAGUUAUGCGCGCCUACCCGUUACGGAUAACUCGGACACAAGCUGUGCUGUGGCCGGCCAACAGAGUGUGGAACAAUGUCCACUGGUAGCGGAAACAAAGCUGGAGGCAAACGACGAACGUACACCACAAGCCGGUGGCUCGCAAAGUACGCUCACUUCGAAUGCGCCCGUCGAAGGUGAAGAAGACACUUUGGAGGAGGACGAGAGUUUACAGCAGCUGCGUCAGUAUAUACACUAUUGCUUGUACGUGUUCCACGGGUUGUACAAUCCCGACAAAAUUAGUGAUUUCUCGAAAGAUCGCCUGGAGUAUCGCGUACGUACACUUAUGCUCAAUUUCAAAUUUGUGGAUGCGUUUGUAUUGUGCCUGCAAAAUUGCAACAGCGCAAAUAAAGCAUUGAAAGUUUUCGCAUACUUCUCCAAGGACACGGGACUCGUGCCGCUGCGACGACAAGAUGUGAAGUACUUAAUUUACUAUUUGAUGAGACACUUUAUGGCGCAAAAAUUCGAUAUGCUUGAAUGUGAACGUUUCUUUAUGGGUGAUCUUGAGUACUACUUGCUCGAAUUAUCGUAUGUGCUGUUCUUUAACAACAACAAUACAAUGCUGGAGAGAAAUUUAAAUGAGAAAUUCAAGAGCUAUUUUGCGGACGAGGAAGCGCACCUAAAUCAAAAUCAAAACGAUAAUGAGCAGUCGCAACAUAACCUGGAGGAUACGGAUGUGAUAUUCGAUAGCCUAAGCGUUAAGUUCAAAACGAUCGUUUGCCAGAGGCUGAUGCAGCACUGCAACAAUUAGUUGCUGGUGCUAAGCACCAUUAGAUUAACUUGUUUUUAAUUUAUUAAUUCGUGAUAUGAGUUGUUUUUUAGUUCUUUCGGCGUUUUAUAUUGUAUUUAAAUUUACACCUAAUUUAUAUAUAUUUGUGUUAUAACGAGAAAAUGUAAUAUACAUAUACAUACAUACAUACAUAUUUAUAUUCAUUUAUACCUCAUACAUUAUAUGCGUUACUUAUGUGUU